Molecule: messenger RNA, 2084 nt
Organism: Xenopus tropicalis (tropical clawed frog)
Lineage: Eukaryota; Metazoa; Chordata; Amphibia; Anura; Pipidae
Gene: lrrc52
Product: leucine rich repeat containing 52
Exons: 2
Coding region: 517-1452 (311 amino acids)
Biological process (GO): potassium ion transmembrane transport; potassium ion transport; monoatomic cation transmembrane transport
Cellular component (GO): plasma membrane
Source: RefSeq, a predicted model, not a curated record
AGGGUCUCGCUCCGUGUGCUGAAGCCACUGACGGACUAGUAUGUAACAUGCCUUGCAGACAUAACACACAUUUCAUGCUACCAGCAGUGCCUGGACUGUUCUGCUUCAGCAAAAGAAGGGCUGCCUCUGAAUAGCUGCUGACGUCACAUAGGUGUCAACUGGCAACCACUGUGACUGAACGAUGUGUCCCCUUCUGUGUCUGCGCCAGCUAUUUAACAGCCUGCUUCACUUUCAAGUGCAAAGUAUUUAAGCGGUGGCACUUUCACAGCCAGCCAGAGAAAGACGCCAGUCAGUGAGAUCUGCAGAGUGAGGGCAAUGGCAGACUUGUAGUGAGGGGAUAACAUUAAUAGACAUUGGAGGAGGUAUGAACAUUGCUUGACAUGACAGCAGUCUUCCUAUCACUAGUAUCUGUCAGAUGGGGUUGUUUAAACAGGGCUGGUCCUUGUUCCAGCAGACACUUUUAUAGUCAGUUACAUAUUUGCUUGCUGAAGACCUUUUUUAGGGUCUGCCAAAUACAUGGAUAAUAAAAGAAAUUCAUGUCUUUGGUUUUUUCCCUAUGGUCAUAAUUUUUUAUUUCUUAUCAUGAGUAUAGGACUGGUGGAGCAGGUCCUGGGUUGCGCAGAGGUAUGUCACUGUGAGCACUUGAUAGUGAACUGCACGGACAAGCAGAUGGAAGAAUUUCCCACAGCUAUCCCAAUGGACACCAGGCAGCUGGUUCUAACUCGCAAUAAUCUCACAUAUCUUCCUUCUGAGGAGCUAAACCUCUUGAUUGACCUGGUGUACUUGGACUGCAGCCGCAAUAUUCUUGGAGACUCUUUGGAGGCUACAUUCAUUGCUUUGCCCUUGGUUUACUUGGACCUGAGCCACAACAACCUAUCCAAAAUAACCACAAGUACUUUUUAUCUUCUCACUAGCCUUGUAGUUCUAAAGCUUUCAGACAACCCCAACCUGCAAGAAAUUGAGAAGGACUCUUUUGCCAACAAUACAGGGCUACGGCACUUGGACCUUAGUCGAACAGCCCUGACUUAUCUGGAUGUGAGUACCGUGAGCUCACUGCCAAGUCUACGAACACUAGGCCUCAGCUUUACCCCUUGGGACUGUUACUGCCCUCUGAAGGAGUUCCUGAAGUGGGUUAUGGAGACCGAGGUUUACUUUAUAGAUGCAGAAAAUAUGACGUGUAGCACUCCCAUCCAUAUACAUGGCCUACUUCUGAAAGACACAGAACCCCACAUCAACCUAAUGUGCAUUCCCAACCUUUAUGAGCGAGACUACCUCUUCCUCGGACUGGUGGGAUUUGUCAUCUUUGGUUCUGGCACUAUUGUAGCGUGGCUCACUGGUGUUUGUGUUGUCAUUUAUGACCGUUUGUGUGGCUCCACUGAUGAUGAAGAUGAAGAUGACGAAGAACCUCCUCCACCCCCAAAACCAAAGAAAAAAGAUGAAUCGGAUGUUUAGAAAAAUGCACACGUGCAGAUGCCAACAGGGUUCAGCCACACUAUUUACUAGCUGCAUAGCUAGUGGAUAAGAGAAUCAGGAGAUGAUAAAUGGACCUGCUUUGCAAUGAUUAGCUGUAGUAGCUAGAGCUGGAAAGCAAACAACUCCAGGACCAUAUGAUUAAACGUCAUACAGAUCACCUAGCCAGGCUGCCUAUAAAAUGAUUAUAAUGUAGUGAAAAGAUAUAAUCUAUAUGAGAGUCCAUAGUAUGCACUGGGUAGACAUAUAUUUCACAUAACUGAUUAUUACAGACAAAUGGCGGGGGCGGGGCCUUGUGGCUAGUACUGUUUGUGGCCUUCCAGCAACAGGUUCCUGGGUUUUUCUGCAUGGAGUUUGAAUGUUCUCCCUGUGUGAAUUUUCUCACACAAUAUAAAUAUAAUACAGCCAAGUUAACUGGCUCCUGAUGAAGUAAGUGUGUUUAUGCUUGUGUAUUACCUUAGAUUGUAAGCUCCUCUGGGGAAGGGACUGGUGUGAAUGAGGAAAAAUCUCUGUGAAGCCCCAAGAGUUAAUUCAAUUUCAGUGUAGCUUCAUUCUAAUACCGUACCUGCUAUCACAAUGCUUUCUGUCCAUUAAAAGACCUGAUUCCAUCCAUA